UGUACGGCUGCAUGAGAGGGAAGGAGAGAGAGAACACACAGGAGAGUAGAAGAAGGGAAGCCAAUUGAUUGGAGCACUAAAGCUGGGGACAAGAAGAAGAAGUGGAUAUACUUAUCUUUUUUCCCCCUCUCUCUUAUUCUCUGAAAGGCCACUCCAGGAUCAAGUGGCAGCCUUUCAGUCCAAGCUGAACUUCACCUGACUCCACAAGCAUUUUACUCACUGUACUUGCAAAGAUUUUUUUCCCACUUUUAGGAGGAGGAAGUGCUGGUGGUGAUUGUUGGUUGUUGUUGGUGGUGGUCAGUCCCCCCCCAAGGAGAAGACAGGAAAAAAGAAAAGAUUGGAUCUGCUGGCUCUUUUCUGCAGUGUUGUGGAGAGCAGGAUGCCCGCUGGGAGAAGUGGGGAAGGCUGGAGGAUGGAGGCGGUGGCGGCCCCGGGUCGGGCUCUGCAGACCAGCCUGCGGAUGAUGCUGAUGUGGGGUGUCCUGGUGCUGGCGGUAGGACGAGGAGGUGUGGAGGGGUGCCCCACUCACUGCAGCUGUCUGGGGAACAUGGUGGACUGUCAUGGCCUGGGGAUCCACGCUGUACCCAAAAACAUCCCCAGAGGAACUGAGAGGCUUGAUCUGAACGGGAACAACCUGACAGUCAUCACCAAAAUGGACUUCUCUGGCCUCAAACACCUCAGAGUCCUGCAUUUGAUGGAGAACCAGAUCAUUAAUGUGGAAAGAGGAGCUUUUGAUGACCUGAAGGAGCUGGAGAGACUUCGUCUCAACAAGAACCGACUCACUCAACUUCCAGAGCUGCUGUUUCAGAAGAACGAAGCCUUGUCUCGAUUGGACCUGAGUGAAAAUGCCAUCCAGGCCAUCCCGAGGAGAGCCUUCAGAGGAGCCACGGACCUCAAAAACCUUCAGCUGGAUAAGAACCACGUCAGCUGUAUCGAGGAAGGGGCCUUUCGAGCCCUGCGAUCACUGGAAGUGCUCACGCUGAACAACAACAACAUCACCAGUAUUCCCGUCUCCAGUUUCAACCACAUGCCAAAGCUCCGCACUUUCCGUCUCCACUCUAACUCCCUUCGCUGUGACUGUCACCUGGCCUGGUUGUCUCCGUGGUUACGCCAGCGGCCGGCGUUAGGCCUCUACACCCAGUGCAGCUCUCCUCCCACCCUCAGGGGUCUCAACCUCGCUGAGCUCAGAAAGGGAGACUUCGCCUGCUCAGGUCAUGGCGGCAGCGCCUUCGUCCAGCCGUGCAGCCUGGCCUCGGGCUCCUGUCCGCCCAUGUGUUCCUGCAGCAACAAUAUCGUGGACUGUAGAGGACGGGGUCUCACUGCCAUCCCUGCCCACCUCCCAGAGGCCAUGACUGAGAUUCGUUUGGAGCAAAACGGUAUCAAGUCAGUUCCUCCAGGUGCCUUCACCUCUUACAAGAAGCUUCGUAGAAUAGACCUGAGUAACAACCAGAUAUCUGAGAUCGCUCCCGAUGCUUUCCAUGGCCUCCGAGCUCUGAACUCACUGGUUCUGUACGGGAACAAGAUCACUGAGCUGCCCGGCGGAGUGUUUGAUGGCCUGGCUUCUCUGGAGCUGCUGUUACUGAAUGCAAAUAAGAUCCACUGUAUCAGAGCCACAGUGUUCAAGGAUCUGGAGAACUUGGCUCUGCUGUCUCUGUACGACAACAAGAUCCAGAGUUUGGCCAAAGGCACCUUCAACUCCCUGCACAGCAUCCAGACACUCCACCUGGCCCAGAAUCCCUUUGUGUGUGACUGUAAUGUGAAGUGGUUGGCUGACUUCCUGCGAUCGAACCCCAUAGAGACCAGCGGAGCGCGGUGUGCCAGCCCUCGACGCCUCGCCAACAAACGCAUCGCACAAAUCAAGAGCAACAAAUUCAGAUGUUCUGCCAAGGAGCAGUACCACAUCCCAGGUACUGACGACAGGCGUCUGAGCUAUGAGUGUAACAGUAAACCGGUGUGUCCGGCUAAAUGCCGCUGCGAGGCCAACGUGGUCGACUGCUCCAACCUCCGCCUCACCAAGUUCCCUGAACACCUGCCAUCGUCCACAGAGGAGCUGCGUCUCAACAACAACGACCUCUCUGUGCUGGAGGCCACCGGUGCAUUCAAGGGCUUGUCGCAGCUCAAAAAAAUUAAUCUGAGUAACAACAAGAUCUCUGAGAUUGAGGAUGGAGCGUUCGAAGGCGCUUCGUCUGUGGUGGAGCUUCACCUGACGGCCAAUCACCUGGAGUCUGUGAGAGGAAGCAUGUUCAGAGGAAUGGAGGGACUGCGCAUGUUGAUGUUGAGGAAUAAUAAGAUCAGCUGUAUUCACAAUGGCAGCUUCACUGGUCUGACCAACGUCAGGCUGCUGUCACUGUACGACAACCAGCUGAGCAGCAUCCUGCCUGGAGCCUUCGACACACUACCCAACCUGUCCACACUAAACCUCCUGGCCAAUCCUUUUAACUGUGACUGCCGUCUCUCCUGGUUCGGGGCGUGGCUUCGGAGUCGGCGAAUCGUCACGGGCAACCCUCGCUGUCAGGGCCCCGCCUUCCUCCGAGAGAUCCCGCUGCAGGAUGUGGCUGUACCGGACUUCCGCUGCGAGGACGGCUCAGUGCUGGAGGACAGCAGCUGUGGUCCAGGGCCUCAGUGUCCCACCCAGUGCACCUGCAUGGACACAGUGGUCCGCUGCAGCAACAAACACCUCCAGGCUCUACCCAGAGGACUCCCCCGCAACGUCACAGAGCUGUACCUGGAUGGGAACCAGUUCACCAGUGUCCCCAAGGAAUUGGCAACCUUCAAAUACCUGCAGCUCGUAGAUCUGAGCAACAAUAAAAUCAGCUCCCUCUCUGAUGACGCCUUCGCCAACAUGAGCCAGCUCACCACUCUGAUCCUUAGUUACAACUCCCUGCGAUGCAUCCCUCCCCUGGCCCUGGGCGGCCUGCGUUCUCUGAGGCUGCUCUCUCUCCAUGGCAACGACAUCUCGGAGCUGCAGCAGGGCAUAUUUAAAGACGUGGCCUCCCUGUCUCACCUAGCCAUCGGAGCCAACCCUCUGUACUGCGACUGCCGUCUUCUGUGGUUGUCAGAAUGGGUGAAGAGCGGCUACAAAGAGCCCGGCAUCGCCCGCUGUGCUGGCCCCCGUGGCAUGGAGGGCAAACUGCUGCUCACCACGCCUGCCGACAAGUUCCAGUGUCUGGGUCCGGUGGAGGCGUCUGUUCAGGCCAAAUGCAGCCCGUGUGUUUCUUCUCCCUGUCAGAACCAGGGCGUCUGCCAAGUCCACCACAUACAACAGUACACCUGCACCUGCCAGACCGGGUUCACGGGUAAAGACUGUGAGACUCCAGUUGACGCGUGUUUCAGUAACCCCUGCACCAACGGAGGAACAUGCAUCAGCGAUGAACAGACCAGAGGUUUCAGCUGUGCAUGUGCGUUUGGGUUCCACGGUACUUUCUGUGAAGUGAACGCGGAUGACUGUCAAGACCACGGAUGUGAGAAUGGCGCCACAUGUGUGGACGGAGUGGGCAACUACACCUGCUUAUGUCCUCCACUUUACACAGGUCUGUUCUGUGAGGAAGAGGAGGGUGUGUGUUCUCCAGGUAGAACUCCCUGUCAGCACCAGUCCACCUGCAUCAGCACUCCUACCGGCCCCAGGUGUGUGUGCCUCCCAGGUUGGGUGGGGCCGGACUGUGGAAUAGAUUAUGAUGAAUGUGUGAAUCAUCGCUGUCAGAACGGAGCUCAGUGUGUGGACCAUCUGGACGGCUACAGCUGCGUCUGUCCACAGGGAUACAGCGGUGAGUUUUGUGAGGCGGCCGUCCCUCCCCCGUCGCCCUGCCAGCUGGCUCAGUGUCAGAACGACGCCCCCUGUGUGGAGAAGACGGGCGCUGCAGUCUGCCAGUGCCUGCCAGGCUUCGAGGGACAAAGCUGCGAGAAGCUCGUCAGCGUGAACUUCGUCGACAGAGAUUCGUAUGUUCAACUCCAAGAUGUGAAGAACUGGCCUCAGGCCAACAUCACCCUGCAGGUGUCAACAGCAGAAGAAAACGGUAUUCUGCUCUAUAACGGAGACAACGAGCCAAUUGCGGUAGAGCUCCACCAGGGUCACGUUAGGGUCACGUAUGACCCUGGAAACCAGCCGGCCACAGCCAUCUACAGUCCUGAGACAGUGAAUGACGGACAUUUCCACACUGUGGAGCUGGUGACCUUUAACCACAUGGUGAACCUGUCAGUGGACGGAGGAGAGCCCACCACACUGGACAGUCAGGGGCGGAGCCAGCUGGUGACAGGCGACGCCCCUCUUUAUGUUGGAGGUAAGAGCAGGGAAAGGUGGUGGAGAACCAGCCUGUUCUUGACCCUGAUGGAACUGUCCGAGCCCUGUCUGUGUCUGUGUCACCCUUUUUACCCAGGUAUGCCUGAGGAGGUGAUGCCGGCGUCCUCGGGUCUUUCCUCUCAGACCCUCAACGUGUCCAGUUUCCACGGCUGCAUCAGGAACCUUUACAUCAACCACGAGCUGCAGGAUUUCACCCGCAGCCACAUGAAGCCAGGCGUGGUGCCGGGCUGCCAGGCCUGCCGCAAACUCUACUGUCUGCACGGCGUCUGCCAACCCAACGCUGCACAGGGGCCCCAGUGUCACUGCCAUCCAGGCUGGACUGGACAACACUGUGACGAGCCAAUAACAGGAGGCCUUACUGGAGCGGAUGUUGUCACCAUGGCAACCGAGGCCAACCCAUGUGAAAAUAGCAAAUGUGUGAAGGGUGCGUGUGUGAUGCUGGACUCACAGAUGUAUCGCUGUGACUGUGAGGACGGUUACCAUGGCGUGUUGUGUAACCUGAAGGGGGAGCCGGCGAGUCUGUGCCAAGGGCUGCCAUGUGUCCACGGACAGUGUGAAGAGACGGUGGACGGAGAGAGCUGCACCUGCCAGCAGGGAUUCACCGGACAGAGCUGUGAUAUAGAGUCCCCGUGUCGAGGUGAACCGGUCAGGGAUUACCACCGAGUGCAGCGUGGCUCCGUCCUCUGCCAGACGUCCAAGCCCUUCUCCUGGGUCGAAUGCCGAGGUCGGUGCCAGGCCGGGACCGAUCCGAACGUGACCGCCGCUGCCGCCUCCUGCUGCGCCCCCCUGAGGGUCCGCCGCCGCCGGCUGACCUUCGAAUGCGACGACGGGACCUCGAUCACGCAGGACAUGGAGAAGCCUGUGGAAUGUGGCUGCAAGGAGUGUGUGUAGUACUGUGGAUGUGAUGGUGCGCACAUACACACAUGCAAACACAACACACACCAAGCUAAAGAGGUACACACACUGUAGGGAUUCUCUCACUGAUAAACAGACAUUUUCCAUUUUUGGUUCUGUGUUUUUGCGGACAGCUCCAGUUUUGUAACAUAAAGACAGUUCUUCCCUCUCGAGACAUGAAAUCAACAAUCGACCUCAUCAUCGUCAUCUUCCUCCUGCUCUCCGACUACAUAACUCCAGCUCAUUAUUAAGGUACACGUGUCCAUCACAGCCGCGACGGCGAGUGGCAACUUGUCACAGGAAAUGAAGGUAUUAAAUUGCUUUGAAAUAAAAAGGUUUGACAGUCCACAGACCUGUUA
This is a messenger RNA of Sphaeramia orbicularis (orbiculate cardinalfish), 5550 nucleotides long. RefSeq names its product slit homolog 1b (Drosophila) (gene slit1b). NCBI's taxonomy places the organism in Eukaryota, Metazoa, Chordata, Actinopteri, Kurtiformes, Apogonidae. The record is from RefSeq and is a predicted model, not a curated record. Bases 380 to 5188 code for a protein of 1602 amino acids. Gene Ontology annotation, molecular function: Roundabout binding; heparin binding; calcium ion binding. The transcript is spliced from 37 exons. Gene Ontology annotation, biological process: axon guidance; negative chemotaxis.